Molecule: messenger RNA, 1591 nt
Organism: Syzygium oleosum
Lineage: Eukaryota; Viridiplantae; Streptophyta; Magnoliopsida; Myrtales; Myrtaceae
Product: transcription factor MYC2-like
Exons: 1
Coding region: 86-1432 (448 amino acids)
Biological process (GO): regulation of DNA-templated transcription
Cellular component (GO): nucleus
Molecular function (GO): transcription cis-regulatory region binding; DNA-binding transcription factor activity; protein dimerization activity
Source: RefSeq, a predicted model, not a curated record
CGCUUAAUGUACCAAUUAUGUAGAGCUUUGCCCUAACUUCUUAUAAAAGGGAGAAAUCCUGAUCUAUCUUAAUAACUUGCUACUCAUGGGAGAACUCACAUCUUGUGCGUCCUCCUUAGUUGUCCCUUGUUAUCAUAAAGCGUCACCCACUUUCCAGCAACUCGUCCACUUGAUCCUCCAAACCCGAACUGAGGAGUGGGUUUACUCCAUCUUUUGGCGGGCCUCAAGAGACGAACACGGCGGUCUCGUCCUCACCUGGGGCGACGGCCAUUUCCGAGGAACUACAAGAGACCCAUUCGCAUCUAAACCCGCCACCAAAAUAGUGCUCGAAGAAGCCCAGAAUCUGGAUGGUAAGCUCGCUCACAGUGGCGACAUCGGCGACCCUGAAUGGUACUACAUAUUCUCGGUCACCAGGUCGUAUUCAUCCGAAGAUGGCAUUCUGGGAAGAGCAUUUCGCUCAGGAGGUCACAUCUGGUUGAGCGGUGAAGACCACCAUGAGCUAGAGAUGUAUGGGUGUGAUGAGAGGGUCAAAGAAGCAAGAAUGUAUGGAAUCAAGAGCAUGGCGUGGAUAUCAAUCCCUAAUGGUUCCGGAGUACUUGAAUUGGGCUCCUCAGAGAUCAUAAAAGAAGACUGGAGUUUAGUUCAUUCAGCUAAGUGCCUCUUCCCUUCUCAAUUCUCGAACCUUCGAGUCGAUCCUCCUAGAGAGAACCAACCCAGCGAUGCUAAAGAACCGGCACUUGUCAGUGCCGGCAAGCGUCCAUUUGCUAAACCUGUCUGCACCGCAUACCAUAGCAUAUCUAAGAAUAGCAGUAGGAAGGAAAUAGUCCACGACCAAGAUAAUGAAUUCUCGUUGUUGCCGUCACCGUCCAGCCCGUUAAGCCACGUGGAGGCAGAGCGGCAGCGGAGGGAGAAGAUGAACCAGCGGUUCUACGCACUCCGAUCCAUCGUCCCCAAUGUGUCGAGGAUGGACAAGGCGUCCCUCCUCGCCGAUGCCGUUGACUACAUCAAGGAACUCCGGUCCCAAAUCGACGCGUUGGAGUCCAAGCUCGUCAAGACCGAGCCGUCGUCUCCGAAGUGCCUCAGGAGUAAUUGGGCCGCUGCUGACAUGAAUGAGGCGACGCCACCGUCGAGCAAGAACAGCUCGACAACGUCCGCAAGGGCGUUGGCCGUCUCGGGGCCAAGAGAGAUGGCAGUCGAGGUGACGGUGGUGGGGCGGGAGGCGGUGGUCCGAGUGUGGAGCCCGAAUGUGGGGCAUCCGUGCGCGAGGUUGAUGGACGUGCUCAAGGAAUUGCGGCUGGUGGUCCAACACGCGAGCGUGUCGUGCGUGAAGGGGAUGAUGCUUCAGGACGUGGUGAUUACGACUCCGGUCGACCGCUGGGUCAGCGACGAGUCCAUGAGAGAUGCCAUUCGGGGUAAGCUAGGCAAGGUGUGAAUUUUCCUGUUUCUAUUUGUAUUAAGGGCAAGUGCUGAUGCUUAGUAGUGUUAAUUUCUUGUCCCUCAUUUUUUAUGGGGUAAAAUUCUGUACCUAUGUUCGUAAAGUGAACAAAAGGAAACAGAAGAUAAGUACAAUAGAAGUGCUCUAACUUAGAUG